Messenger RNA from Panicum virgatum (switchgrass), 847 nucleotides. RefSeq lists its product as uncharacterized. The coding region runs from base 136 to 705 and encodes 189 amino acids. The transcript has 3 exons. Lineage: Eukaryota; Viridiplantae; Streptophyta; Magnoliopsida; Poales; Poaceae. The record is from RefSeq and is a predicted model, not a curated record.
ACUCCAAAGAUGCGAUUACGCGGAAGCCCGCAUCGCCGCCCCAAUCCUGACGGAGGUGGAGUGGGACGACGGCUACGAUCCGGCUCGGCACCGCUUCAUCGAUGACGCAGGUUGGCGGGGACGCAGUGGUCUCAGAUGCCGCCACUGCUGGAGAGGUUUGACGCUGCGGAUGAACUGAGCCUCCAUCUCGUCAUUCUACCAUUCCCCAAUGCUUACCCUAUAUUCUUGGAGAAUACAAGGAAGCUUCCCAAGUGCAAGGCUCUAACAGUGGGGCUAAAAGUAGAUGCACAUUCAAUUAAGUCAAGCUUGCUUCAUCUCCUCAAGCAAUGUGGUGGCACUACUAAGAUGGAGAUUGAGUUGAUCCACCAUGAUGCACCAAAAGUGUCUCUAUGCGAAUAUUUACAUUGCCCUUGUGUUCAACAAGAGAUGCUGAAAACCGAAAAUGUCACCCUGGAUUUGCUUGAGGAGGUCGAAUUCCAUUUCUUUACAGGAUCCGAUGAAGAUGUCGACUUGGUGAAGCUGUUGUUCAUGUGCAAGAAGGCACUUAAAAAGAUGGUGAUCAAUGUGGCUGAUGAUGUCGCUAUAAGCGAUGAAGUACACGAGAAGAUCAAGAGCUUCUCACACCCUAGCACCACACUUGAGAUCGGUGGUCCUUCGUCACAUAAGAGGGGUGUCUGCCUGUGCAAAGAGCAUGACUGGUAUUAGAUAUGAGUCUGCCAACAGUUUGUCUUGUGAUAAUUGAAAAUCUAACGAGUCUGAACUAUGAACUAUAUAUACUUGGUUUAGCGUUCAUAGUUAGUCUUGAAUGUUCCUUGCUAGGAUGAUAAUGAAUGUCGUCAACCAAUCA